AUGUCGUCCUCCGCCGGCGGCAAUAUGGAAGAAGAAGCAGUGGAGCACCAGCAGCAGCAGCUGGACUACGGCGGCGGGAGCAACAACCCGCGGAGGUGCGCCGCGUGCAAGUACCUGCGGCGGCGGUGCGCCCCCGACUGCGUGCUCGCGCCCUACUUCCCGGCGUCGCAGCCCCGGCGGUACGCCGACGUGCACGCCGUCUUCGGCACCAGCAACGUCACCAGGCUGCUCCAGGGCCUGCCGGUGCAGGAGCGGCGGCGGGCGGCGGACACGAUGGCGACGGAGGCGCGGUGGCGGGUGCAGGACCCGGUGUACGGCUGCACGGGGGUCAUUGACCGCCUGCAGCAGGAGAUCCGCGCCGUGCAGCACGAGCUCGCCACGACGCGGGCGCAGCUCGCCGUGUACGCGCGCGCCGCGCCGCCGGCGCAGGGAACGCAGCUGAUGAUGAUGCCGUCUCUUUCUCCUCCUCCUCCACAGCAGCCUCUACUUGUACCAGCUGCUGCGGUGACGGGGAGUGCCGCCGUCCGUGGGGUAGCCGUGCACGAUGACGACAACGGGGCGCCGUUGAUGGACCCCGACGAGUUCCUCGACCUCGACGGCCGGCUCUGA
Molecule: messenger RNA, 609 nt
Organism: Panicum virgatum (switchgrass)
Lineage: Eukaryota; Viridiplantae; Streptophyta; Magnoliopsida; Poales; Poaceae
Product: LOB domain-containing protein 24-like
Exons: 2
Coding region: 1-609 (202 amino acids)
Source: RefSeq, a predicted model, not a curated record